Molecule: messenger RNA, 6042 nt
Organism: Dendroctonus ponderosae (mountain pine beetle)
Lineage: Eukaryota; Metazoa; Arthropoda; Insecta; Coleoptera; Curculionidae
Exons: 7
Coding region: 556-4569 (1337 amino acids)
Source: RefSeq, a predicted model, not a curated record
GUUCAUCGUUUUAUUGGUCUAGCACAGUCGAUUUUAUGUCGUCUAGCGUUCUACGCAUCCUGGUUGCUACCCAUUGAACGAACGAAUUACGUAAUGUCACAAGACGCAUAGAAGUUCCCUAUUCGUAGGCCACCACUGCUGCCGAUAAGUACUAGUCCGGUGCUAUGUGAUUUCGAUUGUGAUCAUUUCUACCACGCGGGUUUUGAGACGGUUUUAAUCAAGGAAAGAAGUGUUUCUCAGCAAAGGAACCGGUACGAGAAGAGACUGGAACAACAAAUACUAUAAGAAAAACGCUCAACGAUUUCACAAAAUUAUUUUUUCCAAUAAAUUCAUCCGGGUGAUACUUGGAAUUUUUGCCAAAGAAAAUUCCCGUUCAGCCGAAAGUCACGUCAGAAUAACGAUCCUCCGAUUUUUGAUAUUACUCAAAACCGAAAGGACAUUUAAAGGACUUUGCAGUAUUGACUAUCAUGGUGCUAUAAUAGACAAUUCUUUUUGGCGUUAAGGUGGCCGAUGAGCAGAAACGCGUUGGGAAAUUCGGGGGUGGUUUAAAGGAAAAUGGGAAAACGGGUGAGGAAGACUAGAUGGCGAGCACUUGAUAUUGCCGAUGAACACAGCGACAGUGAAGAGUCCAAUACAAACUCCUCAGCGGUUUCUAGCCGAUACUCUCGAAGCAACAGCAACGGUUACUAUUCCAAAUAUUCUUAUUCUAGUCAAUCGACUCCGGCGCGUAGACGGUACAACCAAUAUGAUGGUAGCACGAAAAGUACCCGGUCGAGUAGCACGACCAGUGAAAACAAAAUUAUUUUUAACGAAGAUGAAUACACGCGAAUCACAACUCCUAGGCAAGACGUUCUAUUUAAGAAGGGUUACUUGAAUAAACCGAAAACGUAUCACACUCAAACUUCCACAGGCAAUUCGACGAUUUCUACGGGUAAUUCCACAGAAAAUGGAACUCCCGAUCACCAAUCCACCGAUUUGGAUUAUGAAUCUCAGUUUAUGUUCCCGAAUGGUUUUGUUGAUCAAAACGGAAUAUACUACGUCAAUAGUUACGAACCAUAUCCUUUAAUGUUAUUCAACCCACCUACGUACUAUCAGGAAUUUUCAAGCAAAACCAAGAGAUACAGCACGGGUUCCUUGAGCGAAUCCAUGAGUCCGAAUAACGAGGAAGCAACUAGUCAAGAUUUAAGUCAGAGUGGAGGAGAUGUCUCAAAUGGUGGCGUAUCAGACUACAGUGGCGGCCCUCCGGUCUACAACAUGAUUUAUCCCGGUUACUACGUUAAUGGCGUUUGUACACCUCCUGACUUGGAGGAUACACAUCAAUACUCGUCGGAACCGGUGAAAAAGUUGAAAAAACGCCGUGAACGCAAAUCGUCAAAAACAGUGGUCGGAGACUCAUCCGAAUGUACAGACGAGAACUCCGAUGUCGAAACGACUGGAAGCUCUUCAGUGCAACGAGUCAGCAUACCAGAACAGGCUUCGCAAGUUUCCGUGAGUGGCGAAGCACUCCCAGUAGAUCCUAAGGAAAAAUCGGCUGAAACUCAACAGCGCAACGUUAACAAUGCCGAUAGUCGUGUAGGCGAUAAAAUCACUAAGACUGCAAGCGAACAAGUUACUAAUAUCGAUCAAUCCCUUACGAAUUGCGGUCUCGAUCAAAAGACUGAUUCUAACGAAGAAAUAUCUGGUAAAGAUCAAGUUCAAUGCAACGCCGAAACUAAGAGACCCUCAGUUCUGAAAGCGGAUGCUGAAGAAUUUUUCCCCCGCGUGUAUCAACCCUGUGGUCCCCCACCCCAUAUCAAAAUGAUUCCCCCCAACUUCAUGCCAAUUCCCCUGGUUCCUCUAGGAGAGUUUGCAGGCCAGAGCUUCACUCCCCACCCAGCAUUUAUUCCCCCAGGAUUUCCAAUCAAUUUCAUUCCUCAACAUUUGGGGCAAAAAAUGUUUCCGCCUCCCGCUCCGGGCUACGUUAAUUACACCCCGCCGAUUGUCGGCGAACCGAAAAUCAAUGAAACUAAUUCCGAACAACACGAGGUUAUCAGGGAAGAGAACGAAAGAGAAACUACAGCAACACCUUCACACACGCCCAUUGUAGACGAUAACAAACUGCAAGUUCAUAGCAAAGUUAUCGAUAUUGCUACAGUGGUUUCCAAGCUGGAAGCGGUUAAGCAGCAAGAAAAGCAAGACGUCGUCGUUGUGGUAGCGGAAGUUUCAAAACCGGUUGUGAAUGAGAGUAGGCCGUUCAGGAGCGCGCCCAAGUAUAGCAAAACGCCAAACUUUAAAAGAAACUACUACAAGUCCAGAAAUUCCCCCUUGCGCAACCUGGACUCAAUAUCUCAAGCUUUAUCUGAUAAUUCGCCCAAUCCGAUUCGCCUGGAUAGUCCGCAACAUUUACGCCAAUCACCUGCCAGAAACGACGUUCACACUGCCCAAAUUACCAGCGAACCUGAACGAGCCAGAACAUACAGAAACUCACCAGCGCGCCAAUCAGAUUCGCCACAAAUCACCAAACCACACUACGCAAAUGGAACGUAUUCUCCAAAAUUGGACCAGAGCAAGCAAAUUGUGCAAAACAAAAAUUGGAAACCCAACCACAGUCAACCCAAUUUUGCCUCCAACAGCCCGAAAAGAAUGCCCAACUAUCAGCCCCAUCAAUCGUUUGCAAAACCCCUUACAAACGGUUUUGCGCAAUCUAACAAUAAAAAUUACUCGCAGUCUUUGAGGCAACCACCGGCACAACCUGCGGAACCAAAAACCGUGUGCGUAAACACUGUCGUCUUGAAAAAGUCCAAUGAAGAUCCUAAAAUUGUUGAAAGCAAAUCAAAAGCCAACAAUCAAUGGAUAUCAGUAAACAACCGAAAAAAGAAGAAAAACAAAAGCAUUGAUGCAGAUUCUGAGCCACUACAAGAAAUGUUGGACUUGCACGACUCCUCUGAUCGCUCUUCGGACUUCGAGAGUUACGACGUGAACCAACUGGUUGAUGUGAUUCCCACUUCUGAAGUGGAAGCGUCCAAAAACCACGAAAAACGCAUUGAAGAUAUAUUAUCCACAAUAGCUCAAACGGAAACUGCCGAACUCCAACCUGCUAACAUCAGCAAUAUUCCCGAGGUGAGUGAUAUCGAAAAAGACAUUAUCGUUAAAAUUGAGGAGCAACAGCAGCCCUCAAAUGAGCCAAAUAAAGACGAUUUGCUUAUAUCGACCGAACCAACCAGGGAUGACGCAACUAAUACAACAGAAAGCACCAAGGCUUCAGUUGAACCCAUUGCAAAUGACGCAAUACAAGAACUAGAACAUGAAGAAAACAGUCUUAAGCUGAAGAAAAAGUCCAAAAAAGGAACCCAGAAGCCGCUAAUGAAGAAAAUUAUCAUCACCGACAUUUUCAAUGACGCAGUUGCUACACCCGAAAUGAAAACACCAAUAAAGAAAGUUGAAGAAACUAAAUCAUUGAAGGCAAAGCCUGAAAUGCCACCGGUUGCCAUUGAGGAAGCUGUGGAAGUAAAAGUUGAGGACGAAUCAAGCGAGGAGAAAGUGACUGCCCAACUGGAAAAAAAGACAAGAAAGAAGAAGAAAAACAAGUCCGCCAAGCCAGUUUCCAAUUUCCCCUCUGAACUGGCCGAUGACUCUGCAUUAGAAAACAGCGCUUUGAAUGAGGUUAUUGGCAAGACUAAUGACGAGGUUUCUUUGGAACUCGACCAGCUCAUUCAGAAAGGAAUGUUUAGCUCACUGCAGGAAAAAAUGAAGUGUUUAAGCGUCGAGCCCGAAACCGAUGAAUUCUUUAAAAAUGUGGGAGCGAUUGUGGCCCCUGGCAAAGACAAACCGGCUCCGAUAGUGAAGGCGCCCGAUUUUAACAGAAUAUUCCAGAGUACGAGGCAGUUUCUUAAACCGAACAUGGUAAGUGAUGAUAAUAGCGAUAUUAAAGUAGAUGUUGGUGAUAAUGAUGAUCAAGGUACUAAAACAUGUUCUUCCACUACAGACGAUGCCGAUCCGGGCGCUGGACUUGUGCUAGAACAUGCUUCGCACGCCCAGUCGGCUCCUUUGGAACCCGAAACUCCAGUGGAAGAGGAAAGGAAUGUUCCACAAGAUGAUAAAAAACUCUAUCCCAUCACUCAGGCCGUGAUGGAGUGGAUGUGCAAAACAAGAGAUGCAACCCCCGAAGUAGAGAUUCUUAAGAGCCCUUCUGAUAUUCAAAAGGAGUUUGGCAACAACGAACCGACUGACCAUCUAGAUUCAGAUUUAGACGAGGAGGUCACGAUAUUUUCGUCGGAGGAAACAUUAAGUCCGGAACAACCUGAUCUACUGGAGUAUUGGGAAAAUGAGUUGCCGGUUGUCUCAAAAGACUGUGAUUUAUCGAAAGACGUUACUCACGAUGCAAGCAAAAUAUGCGCCGACAGUGAAAGUUGUGAUAAAUGUAGGACUGAUAGUAUAAAGCAGGACGAUGAGCAGAUUGAGGUUUAUGAAAGCAAGUACGGCCAAAAUGAGGCAUUUUUGAAUCUUCAACAAGACAUUGGCGAAAACCCAAAGGACGUUCCUCACCAAAAACACUUGCCUUACCGUGGGGUUUGCUGCAGCCUGCAGUGAGGUUGUUGCGUUUCAUUGAACUAUUGAUAUGUAUAUUUUCUUGUUGACGUUUUUUCUUACUCCCAUACUAUAUCGUUGCGAUUUGUUACCUAUUCAUAUAUCACCGGUGUAGCUGACUUGGCUUUUAGCUACAGUAUCGGACACCAAUGACAAUUAUCUUAAUCGUCUCAGUACCGUAUUUAAAGACCUCGUCUAAGGUCGUGUGAUUCGAUAUAUGCUGUUGCCAACAUGUCUUCUGUACAAUAAACGAAAAUUACAUUUUAUACACUUUAGGAAAUAAAGUAUAUGAAAUAUGUACAAAUAAAAAUGCUUCGAGCUAAGAUGUUAAAUAUUUCACGAUGUUGGUGUUCAGGCUAACACCUCUACUGAACAUGUAUAUUAUUUAUCACUGAGCUGACAUAAAUCCAAAGUACACAUCAAAUAAAAGACUUACAUUUAAUAUGCAAUAAAAAGUACCUAAGUUUACUUUUAGAAAAGGGAUGUGUCGAAAGUAUCGGUUCAUGUGACUCACUGGUUGGAUAAGAAUUUACAAUUUCCUAAAUUCUUUUCUAGCUUAAAUCGAAAUAUCAUCGUUAUUAUGUAAUAAGUAUAUUUAACAUCAUUGAGUGUUUUUUAACACUAAAUUAAUAGUGCCGCCAACAUAGCAAACACUCCACGGGCAAUUUCUAUUAUAAAACAGUAAUUUUCCCAUAUAAACAUGAUAUUUAUCUAGCAACUUUAAACAGUUAGCAGAAAAAAUGGACAACAUGACAUAUUAUUCUCGGUCAUUUGUUUAUAUGGGAACAUUUAAUGAUGUAGUUGCAAAAUCAAACACAGUUUCAUUAGGCAAUUGCAUCAAAAGCAAUUCAAAUAAACCCCAAACUACCUGGAAUCUUUUGUCAGAAUGCCUGAUUGCAGUUAUGUUUGCAAAGAUUUAAAAAAUCAUACAAAAAAUCUAUUUGUGUUUUUAUAUUUUGCAUUUUGAGAGUUUUACAUCCGCUGCGCCAUAAUCCCUGAGCCUUUUGCGACUGUUUGAUGUAUCUUGUUUUAAUGUAUAGAUGCUCAAUGAAAACCUUGCAACUCAGUAUGUAGCGGAUGGAAAACCUGGAACAUAAUUUUCAACAUUUGAACAUUUAUUCAGUCUAUCGAAGCUGAUGAAACAUUGUGACUCUUAUUUCAUCACGGUUUUAGAUGUGUUUUUGAACAGCUGGCAAAAUUGUCCUAUAUCAACGCAAACUCAAAGACAAUGUUCAAUUUAUAAUUUUCGUCUGAUUAAUGAUUGAUUGAAUUUUGCAAUAUCUAGGAUAAUUGUUACGAUUUAUGCCUUUUAAAAUCGCAAUUACUGAGAUACCAUAUGUUCUUACAGUAAGUAUUUUAUGCAAAGUGUUUAUGUGGGCUAAAAUCGAUUUUAAAAGGUGUACGAAAUGAUUUAGAAACGGCCAUAUUAAUACGCUCAUUCUAUAUUCUAAAUAGACUAAAUUAGAGAUUUUCAAA